AUGUCCCCGCCAAGUAGCUGCAAUGCGUUGCCCUACUCCACAGAAACCAGACUGAACUGCAUUAUUUGCACGGCGGCGGCGGUAUCCUCUUUAUUAGCUGGUGUAGUUUUUUCUGUGAAUUACUUUGGCUUCUUUUAUUCUAGCGCGCUUCGAAGUGUGUUCAAUGACGUGUUUGCCGUGGUAGUCAUAGUGCAGAUGCUUCAGGCGCUGCAACUCUUCAUUUUCGCCUUCAUCACAGUCUUGAGGGGGGAAGGCAUUCUGGAGUUGGGCAACUGUUCCCAAUCGGGCAUGACGUACGCCAUGUGCAACAUCAACGCAUCACUCUUUCAGUAUCUGGAUGCGAUGGGGCAGUUGCUGCAGACAAUCUUUUUUUUUGUCCUUGCUAACAGUCGUCGCCUUACCUCACUGGAACAACUCGACAACAGUGAUGACGAACGGAUUGUCCGUACGGGGGAAAUUGCAAACGAUAGAAAUGCCCACACGUCGUGGGAACACGGGUAUAGUAGUAGCGCAGGGAGCUCCACGUCAGCCUUGACGCAACACUCGCACAACGUCAGUGAUGAUCGUCAGAAACGGCGACGUCGGUCUUCUAAUCAAAGGGGAGAGGGCAGUUGCGGAAUUUUUUUUCUGUUUUGUUCCUGUUGGGGGUAUAUUUUACCCUGUUGUGAUGACCGCCUCUCUAAUAACGACAGAACUACUGCUACCACGAGUGGUGCAGUUGCUGCAAAUGGUAAUGGACCACCUCGGUCCUUUUCCAGGUUUCAGUCGCCAUUGUUGCCACGCGACGAUGUUGAAAAUGAGGAAACGAUAACAAGGGCUGAGCGCCAUACUUUACUACGGGUCACAUGGAAAGCUUACCUUGCUGCCUUCUUGUUUGCUUCGAUUUCCCUGUUGUUGUGUUGGAUAUUGCUUGUAUAUGUGCCAGACAUUGUGUUGUUGCCACGUGAUAACGAUGGGAGCCUUGAAAAGUCACGAACAAUAGAGAACACAGUUUUCUUCUCAGAGGAAUUUGCAUGGUGUUGGAUUCCUGGUAGCAGUGACCUUUCUCCCUCCUCAUCGUCGUUGCAAAGAAAGAUUUUAUUGCUGGUACAACUGGCUGUAGGAUACGCCUGGCUGUUGCUUUUCAUUUUUAGUGCAUUUUAUUCAUACACGGUUUUGCGGCGUUCUUCUCCAUCCUUGCUGCGCGAUAACCCGAUUGUAAUAUGCCGCAUUGUUAUUUUCUGCGCCUAUCCGACUCUAGUAUGUAUUAUUAGUGCCUUGGAGCGCUUUGUUGUUACUUCUUCAUCUUCUCAUGCUGCUUCCGUCGCACGUGUUUAUCUAUCGGCCACAGUGUCUUUCAUGUAUCCAUUUUCUGCCGCGGUAAACGUUUUACUUUUUUUGUACACGGAGGAAGUGAUGGGUUGGAUGGCUGCCGCGUUUUGUAAGCGUUGCUGCCGCUGCAUCUACGGGGUUCAGCAUUUAGGUGGUCAGAGGCCGCGCAUUGACUUUGGAAGUAGCAGCGAUUUCCGCGAUCAAAUCUUCCCUGAGAGGGUUGAAGGCAACAGCGUGAUAACAACGGGAUUCUGUGCUGUAGUAAAGGCCAUUGCAUGUUCUACCGUUACUGGGCUUCCUCCUGGAGGAGCGCCGUACACGUCCACUUCCUCAAAUGAUGUUUUUACUCAAGGAAACCGCACUUCUAUACGUGUUCCCACAGCCGGUAGUGAAUCUCUACCCGAGCAUAGGGUGACACAUGCAGUGCAUCGUAAUGCGGGCGCUUCCAUGUAUGUUCCUCCAUCCAACGAGCCUGCCGGUGGUUCGGUCUGA
Molecule: messenger RNA, 1803 nt
Organism: Trypanosoma cruzi
Lineage: Eukaryota; Euglenozoa; Kinetoplastea; Trypanosomatida; Trypanosomatidae
Exons: 1
Coding region: 1-1803 (600 amino acids)
Source: RefSeq, a predicted model, not a curated record